UUUAGCGGAGAUCGUGUUAUUGAUAAAACGUCCAGGCCACUUUAUCAGGAACAAAAUGGCAGCCAUUUAUAAUGUUUUAGCUAUAACUCUGCUUUACUUUUCCUACACCAAUGCUGCCCAACAAUUCUGCCAAGACAUCGAUACAAAUGCUUGUAAAUUUCUAAUGAAUACGAAACCGGAUAUGUGCCAGGACAGUUGUUUCGCAGAAGUUUGCAAAAAGACAUGCAAUAUGUGCCCUUUAGUUUGUUAUCAGUGCAACAGAGAAUUCUAUCCUGAGUUGUGUAAAAAGAAAAUUCAAUGUAAUGAAACCCAGAUGUGUGUUGCCUCCCAAGAGCUGUCGGUGGACUUCCUCCCUGUUUAUGUCUCUGGCUGUAUGGAAAAACAGACAUGCCUUGAUAUCUUUGGAGAAAUCAACUCAGGCGCGACGAGAAGAUCUAAACUAGUACUCGGACCAAAACGAGACUAUGCUUUAAACGGAAGUUGUUGUAAUCACGAUUUAUGUAACGAACACGAUCCUCAAAAUACUGCAACUGCAGCGCCAUCAGCUUUAACUAGACCAACAGCGUUACCUGUGCAAUACGACAACUUGUGUGAAUUAUCAGACUUAAGUACAGAAUUAUGCCAGAAUCUCUCCAAAGUAGACCGAAAUCUCUGUUCUCGUCCAUGCUUCGCGCAGAAGAUUUGUCCAACAACAUGUGGAACUUGUCGGCUUUGUUACAAGUGUGUUAAUGUUAAUGACCCAACAAGCUGCGUCAAAUCACAAACAUGCCACAAGAACCAGCAAUGUAUUGUUUUGCACACACUAGAUGACAAUUUCAACCCGACUUACAAACUGGGGUGUGCAGAUGAAAAUAUAUGCCAAGCUUACUUUGGAGGCACUGGAAUAGCGGGAAUCGCGGGUGUGGCUGGACGGAAAAGAAAGGAUGACGGACUGGCCGGACAUUGCUGCGAUAAAGACUACUGUAAUGGACCUCCUCCUACCACAACGACAGAAGCCACGACAUCACAUAGCACCACAGGAAUGAGUCCAGACACAUCAACAAACGCACCUCAGAAUAUUACAACCCCUGCUACUCAAACUACAACUGUAACCCUGCCAACACUGCCAGUUCCCACUCAGACGACGCCUGCACCAGAUCCAACAUGUGCAGAUGUAAGCAGCAACUGUGCCAUUGUCUCCUAUAGCAUUCUAUGUAACGCAAAGGAUAACUCCUCUCUUACCUAUGCCAUUGAAAAUUGUCCAAGUACCUGUCGCCUGUGUAAAGAGUAUGAAGCUUGGAAAAAUUCACAAGUCUCAACUACGCCGGUGACUACACCGUUUCCCUGUGUUGAUGCUCUUCCUAGCUGUUCCGUUUACGGCCCCGUGUUCUGUUUGGAUUCUACUCCUGCAACCCGACAAUACGUCAUUCAGUAUUGUGCCUUGACCUGCAACCUGUGCUCAGAAUACUUUAAAUACAAAGAACAACACGGGGCAAUCAGUAGCGGAUAAAAUAAUCUUCGAUAAAUAAUUUUUAUUUCAAUAAAUGAGUGUUUGUG
Saccostrea cuccullata (small rock oyster) is the source of this 1536-nucleotide messenger RNA. RefSeq lists its product as uncharacterized. NCBI's taxonomy places the organism in Eukaryota, Metazoa, Mollusca, Bivalvia, Ostreida, Ostreidae. The record is from RefSeq and is a predicted model, not a curated record. The coding region runs from base 56 to 1489 and encodes 477 amino acids. The transcript has 16 exons.